AUAACAGAAUCAUGACACUAACUCUGCUAUAUAUAAAUAUAUUAGAAUUGUUUUUGACUUUUUUCAAGUCAUCAGUUCUUGCUAAUCUUGGUUUUGUUAUAUCUUAUACUCUCUAUAUAAUGUAAUGUCUCUCUUUAGCUUAAUGAAGAAAAUUCACAAAUCACUCAAUAAUAAUUCUGAUGCUGAUAAAACUGCUGGCAAGGCUUCAAACAAACAUCAAGAAUGGCUUCUUCAGGAUUAUAAUCUCAGUUCUUGGUUAUCGUCUUCUAUGGAUGAUGCUUUCAAAAAUCGAAUGGUGUACUGUACCCUUGUCCAUCAGAUUUGGAAUCGAUUACAACAAUAUUUCAUCUUUUCCAACAAAACCAAGAUGAGAAAAUGCAAGGCACAGUUAAAGAAUGUCAAGAAGAUGAAUUUCUCAGCUACAGAUUAUCUUGCUAAGACUCAGAUUGGACUAGUGACUUGGACGAUCGCCGAUCAACCAAUGGAUACUGUCUCUACCUUGGUUGCAACCUAAUUAUCUUCUGUGGAGUUUAGAUGCUUGGUGAAUGCUACAGCAGAUAUAGUUUAGUUGAAUAAUCUUCUGUGGUGUAUCGUUUUCAUUCUCAAUUUUA
Arachis duranensis is the source of this 611-nucleotide messenger RNA. RefSeq lists its product as uncharacterized. The transcript has 2 exons. NCBI's taxonomy places the organism in Eukaryota, Viridiplantae, Streptophyta, Magnoliopsida, Fabales, Fabaceae. The record is from RefSeq and is a predicted model, not a curated record. Bases 125 to 514 code for a protein of 129 amino acids.